Messenger RNA from Lycium ferocissimum, 2068 nucleotides. RefSeq names its product (R)-linalool synthase TPS5, chloroplastic-like. Bases 128 to 1927 code for a protein of 599 amino acids. The transcript is spliced from 7 exons. Gene Ontology annotation, molecular function: magnesium ion binding; terpene synthase activity. Gene Ontology annotation, biological process: diterpenoid biosynthetic process. Lineage: Eukaryota; Viridiplantae; Streptophyta; Magnoliopsida; Solanales; Solanaceae. The record is from RefSeq and is a predicted model, not a curated record.
AUGUAAUGGCCUCUUCAUGCGUAUAUCACAUGAAUCUCUCUCUUUCUCUCAUAUAUACAUGGCAACUUAUAGUUUGGGAUCCUACAUCUAAAGAAAUCUUUUAAAACUUAUACUACAGAACCUACUAAUGAAGGCAAUAUUAUUCAACACCAUAGGGGCAUCGCUACCCACGGCCACCUUAAGGUCAAGAAGACCAACCCCAUCUACUUGUUUUUCCUCGUUCAAUCGAGGUCAGCCACCACUAGUUGUAUCAAAAGCGUGCCUCUCUAUAGCCGGCAUGAAAUUAGCUGAACCAAAUCCCACUAUUCGACGUUCAGGGAAUUACAAACCUACUAAGUGGGAUUUUGAAUAUAUUCAGUCCGUCAACAAUAAUUACGUGGGAGAGAAGUAUAUGAAGCGCUUUAAUGAACUAAAAGAGGAAAUGAAGAAGAUGAUGGUUGACGAGAGAUCAGAAGAAUUAGAAAAGUUGGAGCUGAUUGAUAAUUUACAGAGGCUUGGAGUGAGUUACCACUUCAAGGAUGAAAUCAAGCAAAUAUUGGGGACCAUUCACCUAAGUGUGGCCACUGGAGAUCCAUUAUACUCCGCAGCCUUGAAAUUUAGGCUCUUGAGACAACAUGGUUUUCAUAUCUCUCAAGAGAUAUUGAACGAUUUCAAGGAUGAAAAUGACAAUCUGAAGCAGAGUUUUUGUAACGACACAAAAGGUUUGUUACAACUAUAUGAAGCUUCGUUUCUCUCUACAGAAACUGAAACCACUUUAAAAAAUGCAACAAGAUUCACAGUGGCACAUUUAAAAAAUUAUGUUGAUAAUCAGUAUUACGAUACUGAAGACAAUAAUCUAAUGGUGGAAUUAGUCCUUCAUGCCUUGGAACUUCCAAGACAUUGGAUGGUGCCAAGAUUAGAGACAGAAUGGUAUAUUAGCAUUUAUGAGAGAAUGCCAAAUGCUAAUCCUCUGUUGCUCGAGCUUGCUAAGUUGGACUUUAAUAUUGUUCAAGCCACAUAUCAAGAAGAUUUGAGAAUUCUGUCAAGGUGGUGGAAGAACUCAUGUCUUGCAGAAAAGAUGUCAUUUUCAAGGGAUAUACUGGUGGAGAAUUUUUUUUGGGCAGUUGGAAUAAUGUUUGAGCCUCAACACAGCUAUUUUCGGAGAAUGAUCACGAAGGUCAUUGUUUUUGUUUCAAUCAUAGAUGAUAUUUAUGAUAUUUAUGGCACUCUUGAUGAAUUGGAAGUCUUCACUGAUGCUAUUCAAAGAUGGGAUACCAAAGCAAUGGAACAAUUUCCAGACUAUAUGAAAGUGUGUUAUCUUGCACUCUUCAAUAUUAUCAACGAAGUAGCGUAUGACGUUCUCAAAGAUAAAGGGAUCGAUGUCCUGCCCUACCUUACAAAAUCAUGGGCAGAUUUGUGCAAAUCAUACUUACAAGAAGCAAGAUGGUACCACAAUGGAUAUAAGCCAAGUCUGGAAGAAUACAUGGAUAAUGCAUGGAUUUCAAUUGCAGUUCCUAUGGUAUUAGUCCACGCUUUGUGUCUUGUCACCAAACCAAUAACUAAAGAGACAUUUGAAUCCUUAAGCAAUUAUCCUGACAUAAUUCGUUUCUCUGCUACAAUUUUUCGGUUUGCUGAUGAUUUGGAGAUAUCAUCGGAUGAGUUGAAAAAAUGUGACGUUCCCAAGUCAAUUCAGUGUUACAUGAACGAAAAGGGUGUUUCCGAAGAAAAGGCAAGAGAACACAUUAGAGUUUUGAUAAAGGAGAGAUGGGAAUCGAUGAACACAGCUCAGAGGAAAAAUUCUCUAUUUUCUGAAACAUUUGUUGGAAUAGCAAAAGAUAUUGCAAGAACAGCACACUUCAUGUAUCUUCAUACUGAUGUUAAAAGUAGCAUCUCCAAAAUACUUUUUGAGCCUAUCACCAUUCCUAAUGUUCCAUUGGUUCCCAAGUAAUUUAUCCCUGAGAAUUCGUGACAGUGCUUUGAUUUUAUGUGUAGCCCGCAGAGGUGGAUUCAAGAUUUGAAGUUUAUUAGUUCAUGUAAGGGUCUCAAGUUAAUAUUUAAUAUUAACUGGCUUCACAGUCGAAUAUUUAUA